Messenger RNA from Olea europaea var. sylvestris, 1151 nucleotides. RefSeq names its product syntaxin-61-like. The transcript is spliced from 7 exons. The record is from RefSeq and is a predicted model, not a curated record. Gene Ontology annotation, cellular component: membrane. Gene Ontology annotation, biological process: intracellular protein transport; Golgi vesicle transport. Lineage: Eukaryota; Viridiplantae; Streptophyta; Magnoliopsida; Lamiales; Oleaceae. The coding region runs from base 188 to 928 and encodes 246 amino acids. Gene Ontology annotation, molecular function: SNAP receptor activity.
ACAACCCCAAACCCCGCCCCACGCCCCAACACACACUUGAGUUCUUGAAUCUCAUUUUGCCAAGGUCGUAUAUGUAUUUGCUUGGAUGCAUGUAUUUUUGUUUUGUUAAUUUUCAGAUAUUAGAUCUUGAAGUUUCAUGAUAUAUUGUAGGUGUGAACGGAUUGUAUUUGUAUAAUUGGUUAUAGAAAUGUCUUCAGCUAAAGACCCUUUUUACAUUGUCAAAGAGGAAAUUCAAGAUUCUAUUGACAAGUUGCUCUCAACAUUUCACCAAUGGGAACAAAUGCCUUCAGACAGUGGGAAUCAACUACAAAUCACUAAGGAGCUUCUUGCUAGUUGUGAGAGCAUAGAGUGGCAGGUGGAUGAAUUGGACAAGACAAUUGCUGUUGCAGCAAGAGAUCCUUCUUUUUAUGGUAUUACCCAGGUGGAGCUUGAUAAACGAAGAAGAUGGACUGGCAAUUCUCGUACUCAGGUGGGAAAUGUGAAGAAAUCAGUAAUAACUGGGAAGGGGUCAAAUGACACAAGCACUUCUGGUAUUAAUGGAAUGCGGCGUGAGCUGAUGAGACUUCCAAAUUCUCAUCAAUCUGACAUAUCCAACCAGUAUGCACAAGAUAAUGAUGAUUUUAUAUCGUCAGAAUCGGACCAACAACUACUUCUCAUGAGGCAACAGGAUGACGAGCUGGAUGAGCUCAGUGCCAGCGUAGAAAGAAUUGGAGGUGUUGGCCUUACAAUACAUGAAGAACUCCUUUCACAGGAGAAAAUUAUAGAUGAACUGGGUACAGAGAUGGACAGUACAUCAAAUCGUCUCGAAUUUGUUCAGAAAAAGGUUGACAUGGUAAUGAAGAAGGCUGGAGCAAAGGGUCAAAUUAUGAUGAUUUUGUUCUUAUUCGUUUUGUUUGUUGUUCUUUUCGUGCUUGUCUUCUUCACAUAGGUCAAGAAGUCAGGAACCAAGGAAUUGAGCUGUGUUCGAGGGACACUUUCGAUUCGCGGGAAUUGAAUAAAGCAAACAUUUUAGCAGUUUAUGCACUUGUUCUUGUGAGAUUGUUUAUACUGGGCACUAUCUAUUGACUUCAUUUAUCUUCAAGGGUCCUUGAUACCAAUUAUUUAUGCCAUAAAUUUGUAGAACUUUGCUAUUUGUACACUGAUUUUUGACA